This is a messenger RNA of Varroa destructor (honeybee mite), 1847 nucleotides long. RefSeq lists its product as uncharacterized. Gene Ontology annotation, biological process: carbohydrate metabolic process. Gene Ontology annotation, cellular component: cytoplasm. Gene Ontology annotation, molecular function: carbohydrate binding; glucose-6-phosphate 1-epimerase activity. The record is from RefSeq and is a predicted model, not a curated record. Lineage: Eukaryota; Metazoa; Arthropoda; Arachnida; Mesostigmata; Varroidae.
ACAUUGUUUCGCUACUUGUAUCAUUAACAGGCUUAGCGUCAUCUUGACGUCUUAGCAGACGUCCUAGAUACGUUAGGAACUUUUCAUCUGACUGAUAAAUACUGGUACAGAUUGGAUUGACGGAUAGUGUUUUGCUUAUUAGUAACAGCAAUUCCACUCGAAAUCGAUGUAUUGCUUGAUGUGGAUACUGUAUUACGGGUAAUUGUUGUACACGUGUAAGCUGCUAUAAUGGACGCUCUGCCUUCUGAUAUAAUUGCGAGAGUUAGGUUGGCUUGGUGUUAUCUAUUUUAAUUACCGGUAUAAUAGAGGCUUUAUUGAUUUUCUGGCGACUCGAUUGUGUAGUGUUAUUACUGGGCUUGGGUCGCGUCUACUAUAUAUCAGUGGACACCGAUCGGUCAGCAGCAACAACAGCGGCCAAAACGGUGAUAUUCACGACAGUACCGUGAUCGUCCACAAACCCCAUCAGCUGACAGCGAAGACGCCGAUGAGGACAGAAGCGGAAUCAAGGUGAACAGCAGGGCGAGCUCUUGCCACUAUAUGUCAAUAUUAUUGUGCGCCCAAAGGUAAGCCUUGCUCCGCCCACCAACAAGCCAGUACUGCUCGUGCCAGAAGAACGAGGCCACCGACGGCCGCACCUGUUCCGUUAAUAGCCCUGAACGUGAAGAUCACCUCGGCAAGGUUCAACGUAACAGUCAGUACGAAGACCUGAUCCCUGAAAGCUGCUAAGAACAAUUACAGCGUCAAAAUGUUGACAGCCGGAACGUACAAGACGGAAAUGGUAAACACUCGUGUGCUCUGAGUAGUCGUAGCAGCAACAGUAAAAAGAAAAAGAGUUGCCAGGGAACGCCAAUUGCCGAUAUCGCAGAAAGCAAAAUGGAAUUUGGAGCUGAUGAGAACGACUUAGUGCGGUUGACGCUUGGCGAUGAUUCUGCAACGAUUCACCUAUUUGGUGCAACAAUUAUCUCGUGGAAAACAGGCGCUGUUAAAGCAGAACAUAUUUAUUUAAGCAAAACUGCUAUUUUCGACAAUAAAAAAGCCAUCCGUGGAGGAGUUCCUUUUGUAUUUCCCAAUUUCGGUCCGUGGUCUCUAGGACCGCACCAUGGUUUUGCCCGUAUAUCAAUGUGGUCUCUCCAAAGACGGGAGCCUUCCAAGGCUGUAUUCAAGCUUACCGAAACUCAGACCUCACUCGACAUGUGGCCUUUCAAGUUUGAGGUAUUCUACACUGUGGAGCUCGCUACCGGAGCCUUACACAUGCGUGUAGAUGUGUGUAACACUGAUGAUAAAAUAUGGGAUUUUACUCUUCUACUGCAUACCCAUUUGAAGGUGGAAGACAUUGCCAAAACGAAAAUCCGGGGGUUAGAUAAAGUGAGCUACAUCGAUAAGCUUAAAAGGGGCAGCAACGCCACUCAAGUUGGAGACGUCAUUAUUACCGAAGCUAUAGACCGGAUCUACCGUAACACGGCCGAUGUUGAAGUCUCUGAUGGCUCUACGACUAUACUGGUCGAGAAGAACGGUCUGCCCGAUACUGUCGUCUGGAACCCUUGGGUAAAGGGAUGCGCUUCAAUAAGCGACCUCGAUAACGAUGCUUGGCAGAAAAUGGUUUGCGUCGAAGCUGGGAAAGUUACGGAGCGGGUUAUUCUUCAACCUGGAGAGAUUUACAUUGCAAAGGGCACACUUCGCUUGAUUGACUGACUCAACGCUCUAAGCUCAAAUAAACUACAUCAAUAUAGCUAAUGCUUACGUUAUUUAUAGUGUUUAAUCGUACAUCGGUGACCGUGACCUAUUGGAAAGAAGUUGUUUUGAAAAAAAAAAGGAUGCAAACGAGUCAAACCGUAACGGUUCUGUUA